Messenger RNA from Chaetura pelagica (chimney swift), 956 nucleotides. It is a transcript of the gene TM2D3, whose product is annotated as TM2 domain containing 3. Bases 7 to 669 code for a protein of 220 amino acids. The transcript has 5 exons. The record is from RefSeq and is a predicted model, not a curated record. Lineage: Eukaryota; Metazoa; Chordata; Aves; Apodiformes; Apodidae.
UCUUUGAUGACCACAAAGCAUUCACAGCCACAGUCUACACUUGCAAAAAGUCUAACUUCAACAAGUACAAAUGCUCCUUAUUUUAAAGCAGCAGAAAGUACAGAAAUUCCAUCUUACGUGACUAAAUGUCCUAGCAACGGGCUUUGCAGUAGAUUGCCACCAGACUGUAUGACAUGUAACACAAACUAUUCCUGUAUAUAUGGGAAGCCAGCCACUUUUGAUUGCAAAGUCAAGCCACAUGUUCAUUGUGUUGAUCAGAAUAACCACGAGCAGGAGAACUUUACCAUUAACAUGACGUGCCAGUUUUGCUGGCAGCUUCCUACAACUGAUUAUGUAUGUACCAACUCUACAAGCUGCAUGACAGUUUCCUGUCCACGACAACGAUACAACGCCACUUGCACAGUACGGGAUCACAUUCAUUGCCUGGGUAAUCGUGUGUUUCCUAAGAUGCUCUAUUGCAACUGGACUGGAGGUUAUAAGUGGUCUACUGCCUUGGCACUAAGCAUCACUCUUGGUGGAUUUGGUGCCGAUCGCUUCUAUUUGGGUCAGUGGCGGGAAGGUUUGGGAAAACUCUUCAGCUUUGGAGGACUUGGAAUAUGGACACUAAUUGAUGUGCUAUUAAUAGGUGUUGGCUAUGUGGGGCCUGCAGAUGGUUCUCUUUAUAUUUAAAUGUGGGUGCAACAUGUUUCAGAGAGGUAUAAUUGCUUGGAAAGGGCUCUAAAUAAAAAGAGAGAUGUGAGUUGUUAAGGUAAAAUGAAGAACAGCUGUUCUUUCUCUGUGCAUACAUUUUAUUGUACAGUAUCUGUACUUAGUUUGCCUUGAACUAAGGUAAAAUAAAAGAGUGGAUCUGAGUAAGUUGAAAUUGGUUUUCUUCUGUGGACAUGCUAUUUUUCUAUGAAAAAAAAAAGUUGAACAGCUAACCAAAUUCUGCAGUGUGCUUGAACUUGUAUGCUCUG